Molecule: messenger RNA, 1888 nt
Organism: Lontra canadensis (Northern American river otter)
Lineage: Eukaryota; Metazoa; Chordata; Mammalia; Carnivora; Mustelidae
Gene: SESN2
Product: sestrin 2
Exons: 10
Coding region: 375-1820 (481 amino acids)
Biological process (GO): cellular response to L-leucine; regulation of response to reactive oxygen species; negative regulation of TORC1 signaling
Cellular component (GO): nucleus
Molecular function (GO): oxidoreductase activity, acting on peroxide as acceptor; L-leucine binding
Source: RefSeq, a predicted model, not a curated record
CGGCGCUGCUAGUGUCAGAGCCGGGCGAGCGCUGGCAGUUCCGCGGCGGGGAUGCUGAAGAGCGCUGGUUUGGCGAGCAGCCGUGGCCACUGCGGACUUCCGAGGCACUCCGGGCCGUGAAAACCCCUGGGCCGAGGCCAAUCCCAGGCUCCCGAGGCCAUUCACCGUUCUAGAAGCCGGCGGAGGGGAGAGUCCGGCGGAGAAGCCGCUGUCCGGAUUCUGGGCUUUCGGAGUGUUCUGGAACCCCGAGAGACACCCCGGGGCUCUAGAACCUCCCCAGCGGCCCCCAGUCCCCGCUUCCUGUGUGCGUCCGUCCCAAACCCCCUCGGGUGCACGGGUCACCGGCGAGCCGUGGCCGGAUCCUGGCACACACCAUGAUCGUUGCAGACUCCGAGUGCCGCGCAGAGCUGAAGGGCUACCUGCCGUUCGCCCCGGGCGGCGGCGGCGGCGGCCCCGGGGCCGGAGAGGAGCAGAGGGAAAGUCGGGCUCGGCGAGGCCCCCGAGGGCCCAGUGCCUUCAUCCCGGUAGAGGAGGUCCUUCAGGAGGGACCAGAGAGCCUGGAGCAGCACCUGAGGCUUGAGGCACUGAUGUCCUCGGGGCGGGUGGACAACCUGGCUGUGGUGAUGGGCCUGCACCCUGACUACCUUACCUGCUUCUGGCGCCUGCACUACCUCCUGCUACACACAGAUGGGCCCCUCGCCAGCUCCUGGCGCCACUACAUUGCCAUCAUGGCUGCUGCCCGCCACCAGUGUUCCUACCUGGUGGGUUCCCACAUGGCCGAGUUUCUGCAGACUGGUGGUGACCCUGAGUGGCUGCUUGGUCUCCACCGGGCCCCCGAGAAGCUACGCAAGCUCAGUGAGAUCAACAAGUUGCUGGCACACCGGCCGUGGCUCAUCACCAAGGAGCACAUCCAGGCCUUGCUGAAGACAGGCGAGCACAGCUGGUCUCUGGCCGAGCUCAUCCAGGCCCUGGUCUUGCUCACCCACUGCCACUCACUGGCCUCCUUCGUAUUUGGCUGUGGCAUCCUCCCUGAGGGGGACUCCGAAGGCAGCCCUGCCCCCCAGGCACCUUCACCCCCCAGUGAGCAGAGCAGCCCCCCAAGCAGGGACCCACUGAACAGCUCUGGGGGCUUUGAGGCUGCCCGGGACGUGGAAGCUUUGAUGGAACGCAUGAGGCAGCUGCAGGAGAGCCUAUUACGGGAUGAGGGAGCAUCCCAGGAGGAGAUGGAGAGCCGCUUUGAGCUGGAGAAGUCAGAGAGCCUUCUGGUGACUCCCUCAGCUGACUUCCUGGAGCCCUCUCCACACCCAGACAUGCUGUGCUUUGUGGAGGACCCCACGUUUGGAUAUGAGGACUUCACCCGGCGAGGGGCUGAGGCGCCCCCCACCUUCCGUGCCCAGGAUUACACCUGGGAAGACCACGGCUAUUCAUUGAUCCAGCGGCUUUACCCAGAGGGUGGGCAGCUGCUGGAUGAGAAGUUCCAGGCAGCCUACAGCCUCACCUACAACACCAUCGCCAUGCACAGUGGGGUGGACACGUCCGUGCUCCGCAGGGCCAUCUGGAAUUACAUCCACUGUGUGUUUGGUAUCAGAUAUGAUGACUAUGACUACGGGGAGGUAAACCAGCUCCUGGAACGGAACCUCAAGGUCUAUAUCAAGACCGUGGCCUGCUACCCCGAGAAGACCACGCGAAGAAUGUACAACCUCUUCUGGAGGCACUUCCGCCACUCAGAGAAGGUCCACGUGAACUUGCUGCUCCUGGAGGCCCGCAUGCAGGCCGCCCUGCUCUACGCCCUCCGUGCCAUCACCCGCUACAUGACCUGACUGCGAGCAGGAUCUGCGCCCCGAGCAGCUGCCCCUGGGGGCAUCCUCCUCCCUGCAAGGACUUCUCU